Messenger RNA from Protopolystoma xenopodis, 1003 nucleotides. The record is from the annotation of a GenBank genome assembly. Lineage: Eukaryota; Metazoa; Platyhelminthes; Monogenea; Polystomatidea; Polystomatidae.
CACGGGAAUAGUUGAGUCUCAGCAACAGCAGCAUCAAGCUCAUCAGACUCUUCUGGCUGCUGCAGGACACUUGACAAAUCCGACAUCUGGAAUCAAGCUAUCAGCUAGCGCUGCCAGUUCAAGCGUGUUUACACCGUCUCCUGCCACUGUGACACUGAGGCCUGGCCUAUGCGCUUCAUCAAACAUUUUGCUUACAUCGUCGAUGACGACAGCAUCCACAAAUACAACCACAACAACAGAAGCUCAGACCUCCAAUAUUUUUCGUGGCAGUAGCAGUAGCAAUAACAUUGGAAUCACAACACUUUUUCCUUCGACUUCAGGCUCCGGAGCUACUUCAACUUCUGGGAAAGGUCAGGUAAUCGGAUUGCUUGAUCCACGAACAGGGCUUCAGCUACGUCUUACCGAUACAAGCACAAUCACUUUAUCCGGGGCAUCUGCCUCAAAUCCGACAUCAACUCAGCACCAACAUUCUUCACCUCAGACACCUCAACCACCACUAUCCUCAACGGCCGCAGCUGCGGCAGCGGCGGCAGCUGCAGCUGGUCUGCUCCCUCCAGGGGCUAGAGAGAUGCUGAUAAACGGGAUUCUUGCUCCAGCCGGCUCCUUGGGCUCUCUCUCAGCAAGUGGUCUUCUGCCAGCAGCCCUCCAAACUGUUGCCGCUAGUCAUCUCACUCUAACUGGUCUUUCCGCCAAUAUGUCACUUGAUGGAAACGGUUCAGGAGGACUCUCGAGGCAUUCACACGACAUUGACAUAUUUGAGCCCGGCCUAGCUCGUCUGCUACCCGUUGUCUCAACAGCAUCUGAUGAUCUGCUCGUUGAUGAGGCCAUUCGUUUAUCGUCAAGCGGAACUAUACGUCUGGUUCCAACCAUUGCUUCGACCGCCACAACCGUGACUACACCCAGCCAUACUCAUACCCAUGCGCACCCGCACACUCACCUUCACGCUCACACAUCCACGACCACACCCUCAUUGACUACAUCUGGCGAUUCAACUUGUCAAAAU